AUGGCACCCAAACCAGUGAUACAGCCUAAACCAUCCCAACAAGAACUUGAACAAGGCACUAUAACACGAUCUUCUUAUUUACAAAAAUUUAAAGUCCUUUACGACUAUGUAGGCGAUGAUAUUGAAAUAGCCGAAGGGGAUAUUGUUGUAAUCGUUGGGGUUGAAAACAACGGAUGGGUUUUAGCACAAAUUGGACAUGAAAAGGGUUUUGUUCCCGCAACAUAUGUACAACUUUUAGAAAAUCAAGAUGAAGAGAUCUUCUGUGUAACAGAUCUAUACUCAGGAGAAGAAAUUGGAGAUUUGACAUUGACAAUAGGUGAUGUUGUAAAAGUAGUCAACCAGCGAAAGUCAGGCUGGGUUUGGUUAAAUCAUAAUCAAACAGAAGGAUGGUAUCCCAAAAAUCAUUUGAAGCUUAAAGACAAUUUCUCAGAAACAGGGAGUGCAUCAAACGUACAAGAAUACACUGGUUUGGCAAAAGUCGGUGAUGACAACAUGAAUGUGGAUAAAGGAUUAACUUAUGAUGAGAUGAACUAUGUACCCCCUCCAACUCCAGCUCGACGAACACUUUUAACAAACCGUCCGAAGACAAUGUCCCAUGAAAUGUCUCAAAAUACCUAUGGAAACACACCACAUGACAGUUAUGAGCCUAUAUUUCAUCGACCUAUUUUGCCUGAACGACUACAAAUAGUUCAGCCCCUAACAAUAACAGAGUCCAAAGAUACAACUUCCAGUGCAUACAGAAAUACUGCUUACGAUACGGAGUCAAAUCCAAGAAGUACGGAUGGAGAGACACUUGAUUCAUGUGGCCAUGUCUAUGAUUAUAUUCUAGAACCUGGAAUUGAACAAUCAUCAGACAAGCCAGCACUUCCAAAACGACCGCCACCCCCAUCUAAAUCUCAAAGGCCGCAAUCUGAAGGAAGACGGGAAGAGAAUGAACUUCGAUUAGUCAUGGUAGGUAGGACUGGAUCUGGAAAAAGCGCAACAGGAAAUACAAUAAUGGCAAAAUCAGAACAUUUUGAAUCAAAAUUAGCAGGUGAGUCAGUCACUCGUGAAUGUAAAAGAGGAGAAUGUACCCAAUCAGGACGUAAGAUAGUGGUUGUAGAUACACCUGGAUUAUUCGAUACGCAAGUCCCUUUCGAACAGAUUUCAAAGGAGAUAAUAAAAUGUGUAAAUAUGUCUACGCCAGGUCCUCAUGCAUUUCUCCUUGUUAUUCAAAUAGCUAGAUUCACCGACGAAGAAAUUGAAACGUUUAAUCGUCUUUUUGACCUAUUUGGGGCUGAGAUGGGAAGAUUUGCUAUCAUUACCUUUACUAAAUUGGAUGAUCUUGAAAGGGAAAAAACCAGUAUGGAACAAUACAUAAAAAAAGCUCCUGCAAAACUGAAAGAGUUCUUAAAUCGAUGUCAAGGUCGAUAUAUUGCAAUUGAUAACAAAGCAUCAUCUGAGAAGAAAAAAACAGCGAAGGUUAAAACCCUUAUUCAGGUUGUUGAUUCCAUUGUAAACACAAACGGGGGGAAAUGCUAUACAAAUGACAUGUACAAGGAAGCUGAGGCCGCCUUACAAAGGAAAAUUAAAAAAGUAGAGGAGGAAAGAGCACUGGAAAAAAAGAAAGAGAUUGAACAAAUACAGUCAACAUUUGUUAACCAAAUGAAUACAAUUAAAAAGGAAAACAAAAAAUUAGCAAAACUGGUUCAAAAUAAUGGAGACUUACAACGACAGGUGAAAAAGGACAAAGAAAAGGCUCAACAAGAGAUUCAAAGAAUGUCAGAGGAAAUGAAGAAAAUCGACAAGAAACGUAAUGAAGAAAUAUACCAAAUAAAGAAGCAGGAAAAAGAAAAUAAAGAAAAACAGGCAAAGCAGUUAGACGAAAAGGAAAGACAACAAAUGCAAUUUUUGCAGAGUAUGCAACAACGACAGAUUGAUAUGGAUCGCAAGUAUCAGGACAUGGAACGACAGAAAGAUUUGCAGCUUUUAAAAGUGACUGACGACCAUGAUAAAAAAAUGGAAGCCGAAAUGCAACGAAUACUAGAUGGAAAUAACCAAAAAUACAAUGAAAUGAUGAAGGUUAUGGAAGCGAAAAAUAGUGCAAACGAAAAACUUCAGGAGCAAAUGGCACAACAGAACACAUCAAUACAAGAAAUGAUGCGUGUAAGAGAUAAGGAUUUCCUUAAACAACAAGAAGAACAUAGUAGACGAAUGGAAGAGGCGAAAGAUAGAGCAAACGAAACUCUCAGAUUGCAAUUGGACGAACAAAGAAAAUCUAUAGAAGCCACAACAAAUGCUAUUGUAUAUCAACAAAGAGAAAGGGAUAAAAGAAAAAGGGAUGAACACAGAGAGUCAAAUGAUAAAGCUUAUAAUAAACUUCAGGAGCAACUAGCAGAACAGAACGCAACAAUGAAGGCAAUGAUGCUGGAAAGAGAUAAAGAGUUGAUUAAACAGCGAGAUGAACACAAAAGACAAAUACAGGAGGAAAAAGAAAGAGUAACGGCAACCUUUCAAAUGCAAUUAGACGAACAAAAAAAAUCACAAGACGCUACAACGCAGGCAAUUUUACAAGGACAAAGAGAGAGUGACAAACGAAAAAGGAAAGAGUAUCAAAAUGCAAAAGAUAGUGACUUCCAAAAGCUUCAAGAAAAAAUGGAAACACAGAACGCAGCAUUGCAAAAUCAGAUAGUAGAAAGAGAUAAAGAGUUACAGAAAAAGCAUGAGGAACAUCGAAAACAUAUAGAGCAAGAGAAAGACAAAGCAAAUGAAACGCUAAGAAAUCAACUUGAAGAACAAAGAGAUAAAGAGAGAAAACAAAGAGAGGCAAACUUGGAACUAAAACAACAAAAUGAGAAAAUGCAAGAGCAGAUGAAAAACAAAGGAUGCAGGCAAUCUUAA
Molecule: messenger RNA, 2880 nt
Organism: Mytilus trossulus (common blue mussel)
Lineage: Eukaryota; Metazoa; Mollusca; Bivalvia; Mytilida; Mytilidae
Product: reticulocyte-binding protein homolog 2a-like
Exons: 9
Coding region: 1-2880 (959 amino acids)
Molecular function (GO): GTP binding; protein binding
Source: RefSeq, a predicted model, not a curated record